GCCUUUUUAUCAGACCUAUUCUGUACGUCGACGAGAGUAACCCUUGAUCAUGUCAUCUUCACAGGUUUCUCAAGCUAAGGGAGGUGGGGAACGGGGGGAAUUCGGUCUUUCACUCUGCCUCGUGAAACAAAAGUAAAAGUAGAAGUUUGCACUCAGGAAGAUUACAGCACAACUACGGAAAGUGCGAAAUGACAAUCAGUCGUUGUAAAGGGACAAAGAGCGAAUCCCAACAUGAGGUUUCCUUUCACACGAAGAUAAAAUAAAGGAGCGGUUUUCGGACAGGAACAGGGUAAGUUAGUCGAUACUGUCCAUCAAUGGCAACGCAUGAACUCACAAAUGAAUUUAGUCAACAAACUUUGGUUCUAUCCUGCAGUGGUGUUUCGAUAAAGUGCGGACAAAAAUGUGAAUUAAAACUAAACGUACAACCGUACAAUACCAAUAAACAAAGGAGCAAAGGAAAUUUUUCAGACCAAUCCCCCUUUGCGAGCAGAGAAAGCGAGCGAAAUGGGCGUAAACAACGAACGCAAGGAUGACUGGACCAGGCGAUACGCCCCCAGUAAACCCUGCGAACGAAAGCGAGGCAAGGCUGGGACGUGGCCUGGACACUACUCCGCAAAUGGCCGAUCGAACUUGACACCAAAUAAUAUCCUUUGACGACACAUCUCAGUGCCACUAAGAGAAACGAACAUUUUCAAUAAGGAACAAGUUGAGGGAGUGACGAUGGGGGAAUAGCCUUGUUGCUAAAGUGGGUGAAGUUGGAUUGUCACAUCUCUAGUUUACAUUAACAAACAAAGUCCUAUUGUAAAAGAGAGACUGUCGUCGCCUUUGUGUUCUUUCCACCAAGCUAAAGGGAAGCGACUAGACUGGAUUACGCUCUGAUUUUGCCGAACUCCUCAAGUAGUAACGGUAAGAAUAUUACACUUUAUCUAGAUAUCGUCUGUUCCCCACCCUCGUUUGACAUGUUUACUGUGCAUUAAAAUGUUUUUGAAUAUUUAUUAGAACUAACUACUGAUGUAUCAUUGUCUGUUUUACGGGAAGAGCCUUGUCGCUCAUGAAGUGAGUGAAGUUGGAUUUCGUUUGGAUUCUCGGAUUUCUAGUUUAAAGUUUUUAAAGUUUAAAUGUAGAUUGCAGAAAUGUAUCAAGGAAUAAUGUUGAAGGCAAAAAAAGUAUUUUUUAGAUUGCAACACUCGGAGACUUUCAGUUUCAUGCGCUCUAAUCUUCGUUUGUUGGUUUCUUUUUUUGUGUUCAGUUUGUUUAUGACGGUCAGUUUUGUACUGUCAUAGCCUCACAUUGGCAGGUGUGCUGUAUGCUUAUCUUCGUGUAUGGUCUAGAGCUCUGUGCCUUUCUUUAUCUUUUUAUGUUUCCUGCAGCUUUGUACAUUGUCGUCAGUAACCUUCCGUUUCCGUGUUUACUUUUGCCUCUGACUCAGUGCAAGUUUUGCGUUUAUCUUUGCCAGUGAUCUAAACUUUCAGUUUUGCAUGUCCUUUGAGAUCUAUGACUUCAGUUUAUUGAAAUUAUUUAUGACGGUAUCUCCAGUUUCGCUUGUUUAUGAUUUUCUGUGAAUUUUAAGGCAUGUUUAUCUUUCUUCGUCUGUGACUUUCAUUCUUUUAGGGAGGUUACCUUUGUCAGUAUAUUUCAAUUUUGUACAUCUGUCGCAUCCUGUUAAAUCUUCAAUAUCAGCAUGGAGUUAGAGGCAAAACGUAGACUUACUAAAGAAAUACACGUCUCAAUUGAGAAAGCUUGUUUUAGCUUUUUUCUGUUGCCCUGUAGACAAACAAAGUCCUACUGUAAAAGAGAGACUGUCGUCGCCUUUGUAUUCUUGAUACCAAGCUAAAGGGAAGUGAAGUGAUCAGUGAAAUGAACAACGUAUACGAAGUUAUACAAGUCAUCUUAAUCGGCCUCAUUGUUGCCGGCUUCCUUCUCAACACCAGUCGAUAUCUAACAGCCAUCGAAUUAUGCAAGGAAUGCUUGUUCAUUCUGAAAGACAGAGCAGCCAUAAUAGACGAGAAAUUUACCAAAUUAUUCUACAAGGGGGUAUAUUUUACAAUGUGGAAGACUUGUAGUCUUAUCAGCGAUAACACAAACGCCAUAAAAUACGCAGAGGAACUUUUCCUAAUUUACCAUGAAGAUGGCGAAAGACUUGAGAAAUGUAAGCUAAGCUUAAAACUUGCAGAAAUGUGUUUUCAUCAAGGUAAAUACCCAGAGGCAAUACAACUCUCGGAAAAAGCGCUGCUGAUCAGCAGAGAAAUUGGUGACAGAAAAACAGAAGCUAACUGUCACGCAAUCAUUGGAGCCAUGUAUCGAUCAGUUGACAAAUAUGAGAAGGCUAAAGGACAUCUCGAAAAAUCACUCUCAAUCCAAAAAGAAAUUGAAGACAGAGAUGGAGAAGCUGUCUCGUAUACGUACUUAGGUCUUGGAGCUGUGUGUCUAUCAGUUGGCGAAUAUGAGAAGGCUAGAGAAUAUCUGGAGAGAUCACUUGCGAUCUACAAAGAAAUUGGAGACAGAAAUGGAGAAGCUAUUUCUUACACAAACCUUGGAGAUGUGUAUGCAUCAGUUGGCGAAUAUGAAAAGGCUAGAGAACAUCUCGAGAAAUCACUUGCAAUCAAAAAAGAAGACAGAAGAGACAAAAGACUUGAAGCUGCCUCUUACGUACAACUUGGAGAGAUGUAUGCAGCAGUUGGCGAAUAUGAGAAGGCUUCCGACUACUGGCAAAAAUCCUUAGCCAUCAGUAAAAAGAUUGGCAACAGACGCAUAGUAGCUUUGUGUUACAAUGAUCAGGGAGCGAAUUUUAUCUCUCUUGGAAAGUAUAGCAAGGCUAACGAAUAUAAUCAGAAAGCACUUGCAAUUUUCAAAGACAUUGGAGAUAGAGUAGAGAUGGCUAGAACGUACCUCAACCAAGGAGUUGUGGAGCACGAUGUUGGUAACUUCGUCAAGGCAAGAGAAUAUUUUGAAAAAGCAAUUGCGAUAAGCAAAGAAACUGGAAGUGAGGAAGUAGAAGCAAAAGGUUGCUCAAACCUUGGAGUUUUGCUUUUAAAUCAGGCUGAACAUGAUAGAGGAGAAGAAUAUAUCAAGAAAGGACUCGCAUCAAGUGAAGCAAUAGGGGAUAUUAAGGGACAGUUCGAUUCGCUCCAAAUUAUGGCACACCUUAGAAUGAAAGAAGGAAAGAUUCAGGAAGCAAUCUCAUAUUUCCUUUCUGCUAUUGAAAAAAGCGAGGAAAUGCGCGGCUGUCUCCGCGACAACGAU
This is a messenger RNA of Orbicella faveolata, 3243 nucleotides long. RefSeq lists its product as uncharacterized. The record is from RefSeq and is a predicted model, not a curated record. Lineage: Eukaryota; Metazoa; Cnidaria; Anthozoa; Scleractinia; Merulinidae. Gene Ontology annotation, molecular function: protein binding.